Molecule: messenger RNA, 4343 nt
Organism: Helicoverpa zea (corn earworm)
Lineage: Eukaryota; Metazoa; Arthropoda; Insecta; Lepidoptera; Noctuidae
Gene: Dsor1
Product: dual specificity mitogen-activated protein kinase kinase dSOR1
Exons: 9
Coding region: 263-1474 (403 amino acids)
Biological process (GO): protein phosphorylation
Molecular function (GO): ATP binding; protein kinase activity
Source: RefSeq, a predicted model, not a curated record
UCAUAAUCUGUCUUUCGUUCGCUGUCUCAGGUUGACAAAUUUUAGUUUUCCGAUUUUCUUUAUCGUUUUUCGAUCGUUGUUGAUUCUAAUUGUGAUAUUGUUUUUAUUUUAUUUUAUUCAAGUUCUUGGUUAUUAGUUACUUACGUGGAUCUUAGUGUUUAAGAUGCAGUGACAAAAGAAUUAAGUCGCCUAAUCUCGCUAUCAACUUGAAGAACAGCAAGGAGGUUUCAUGGGUUAAAGCGGUAGUCACCAGUUAUCCAAGAUGAGUAAAAUGUCGAAGAACAAACUGAAUCUGACCCUGCCACCAGGGUCGAUUGACACAGCUCCAGCGGUCACACCUUCUAAUAUGACACCACAGCUGAAGUCUGCUACAGCCACUGAGCGGCAGGGUUUAGCUGGGAAGUCCAAGACCAGCAUUGAGGCCCUCACAGAGAGGCUGGAGCAGAUUGAGAUGGAUGACACCCAGCGGCGCCGGAUAGAAGUCUUCCUCUGCCAAAAGGAGAAGAUCGGAGAGCUUAGUGAUGAUGAUUUUGAAAAGCUUGGAGAGCUGGGUCAAGGCAACGGCGGCGUCGUUAUGAAAGUCCGUCACAAGUCGACUGGCCUCAUCAUGGCUAGAAAACUGAUCCAUCUAGAAGUGAAACCUGCUAUCAAGAAACAGAUCAUAAGAGAGCUGAAAGUACUCCAUGAAUGUAACUUUGCUCAUAUUGUGGGCUUCUAUGGGGCAUUUUACAGCGAUGGCGAGAUUUCAAUCUGUAUGGAAUACAUGGAUGGUGGGUCACUUGAUCUGAUCUUGAAGAAGGCUGGCAGGAUUCCUGAAUCUAUUCUAGGAACAAUAACAUCAGCGGUACUGAAAGGCCUGAGCUAUUUGCGCGACAAGCACGCCAUCAUGCAUCGCGACGUCAAACCGUCGAACAUACUAGUGAAUAGUAACGGCGAGAUCAAGAUCUGUGACUUCGGCGUGUCGGGGCAGCUGAUCGAUUCUAUGGCUAACUCCUUUGUGGGGACUAGGAGUUAUAUGUCACCGGAGCGUCUGCAAGGCACCCACUACUCAGUGCAGUCCGACAUCUGGUCUCUGGGGCUGUCGCUGGUGGAGAUGGCUAUCGGCAUGUACCCCAUACCACCGCCCGACGCCAAGACAUUAGCCGCUAUAUUCGGCUCACAGAAUGAAGAUCAUUCUCCGGGGCAGGCGCCAAACUCCCCUCGUCCGAUGGCGAUAUUCGAGCUGCUGGACUACAUAGUGAACGAGCCGCCUCCCAAGCUGCCGGCCGGCAUCUUCUCCGACGACUUCAAGGACUUCGUGGAUCGCUGCCUCAAGAAGAACCCUGAUGAGAGGGCUGAUUUGAAGACGCUGAUGAACCACGAAUGGAUCCGCAAAGCGGACGCGGAGAAGGUGGACAUAGCGGGCUGGGUGUGCAAGACGAUGGACCUCAUGCCCUCCACGCCUAACUCUAACGUGUCUCCUUUUUCUUCAUAAGCUGCAAGAAGUGCAUACUUUCAUCAGCGAAAAAGGGUCAAAACAUUUCCCAAGAGAAAGCGGGCGACACUAUCGCUGAAGACGCUGGCGAUGAAGAAUAGCUGCCCUGAGACCACGCGAUGACAGAAACAGUGUGUCAACUCUAGAUACCAUUGUCCAGUACCAGAUUGAGCCACAGGCGAGCACUCCACUUCAUAGAGACGUGAUCUUACCUCCUUGAUUCAAACCUUCAUUUUCAAAUUAAUCACAUUACUUCACUUCAAACAUGGAAUAGACACAUGGAGUGGUUACAAAUGAUUCGAUUUUCGAAAUGAUGUUAGAGAGAGGUUGGUAGGUAGCACUCCAUUUGUUUAACUAUUCCGUGGCAUUAACACAUCGUAGCUCGUUGUGGUCGAUACAGAUAUAAUUAUGCUGUACUGGAAGUUUAUUACUAUCUAGUGUUAUUAGAUAAAGUAGAUCAGAUUUAUUCUACAUAUCAGGGUCGUCACGUCUCAUAUCAAAUGUUUCAUUAACACAUUUAGUAAAAACUCUUCGGGAGGCAUCCUGUCAUCGAAUCGAAAAUUCAAAAUUAAUAAUUUAAUUUAUAGAAUUGGCUAAAAUUUAAGGUAAAAUCUGUAGGGAAUUAUUGAAAACAAUGUGUUACGCUAUCGCUAUGAAGCUGCUUGAGUAGUCGACGACACAGUCAGCCUACUAUCGACGUCACGAGUCGAUAUGGAAAUGUUAAAUCGAGAACAUAAUCGAAUUAGAGGUGUAACUGUUUCAUCGGCUAACAUCGAACGUGUUUGACUUUCCUUCUCAUAUACAGGCUAUAUGAUUACGAGAAAGUUGAUAAAUAAAGGUAAAUGUGUGUACUGUAACCAAUAGCACGGUGUCUGAUGAUAGAUAGGGAUAUAAUACUAAAACAUAGUGCAUUCGUGGACGAACUAAUCGAGGUUUUAUAACAAAAAAAAACGACAACUAAUCGAUAAAUGGUCAAGUAGAGUUGAUUUAACUAGUCGCAAGUCGAAAAAAUGUUAGUAGUGUUUUGACAUAUUUUUCUUUGCUGAAAGUGCGUAAUUCAUGUCAGCUGGUACCUGUUGUUUGAAUAGAUUUCGGAGGCGUUUUACUCGACGCGUCCGGAGCGUUGGAAUACUCAAACGGCCGCGGACCGCGGGCGUGGGACUGUUCCAAAACUCAAAACUAUCAUCUUAUAAUCUGUAAAAUAGAAUGCAUUUUUUAGAGAUUACACGAAAGAUAAGAAAAAAAAAACGAAAAAAUAAAAAAUCGUAGGUAUGUUUCUUAUAUUAUUGACGUGAUGCACUUUUUCCGUUUGGUUUGUUGUGUUAUUUGCUUCGUUUUAGUAUGUCCGCCAUUUAUUUACCCGCCCUGUCCCGAGCACCUAGUGUAGAUAGGCACAGCUACUCACUAACGUAAUGUGUUCGCGUUGAAUGUGAACGAGUGAAUGAUCAUUCAUUCUAUUUGACGGUUUCAUUUUGAACACGAUUAUUCGUUGUAAUUAAGAUGUAGUUACACUAUUUGAAUUUUGAAAGGCUCGAGUGCACGUUUAUGCCGGUUUGCCGCACUAUUUAUCAUUGGUUUUGAUGUCCCAGCGUACUACACAUCCCUCGCUUUGUGAUCGCUAUUAUUUGCCCGGUCUUCCCGUAGUAUUUAGAGUGUUACGUGUUUAUAAGAUUAUGUAUUGUGUGUUUCAGGGUUUGCGAAGUGUUUUGCCUUUAUAGUACCCAGCAUUUAAUAUUCUUUAUUAUUAUCAUUAGUUAGAUAAUUUGACGGUGCUUUUAUGUUAUCACUGUGUAUAAGUGAUUAUAUAAAAAAAAAGUAAAAAAAAAAGAUUUUUGUAUAAAUGGUCUACUUGUGAUUGAUAGGUAGGUUUUUAAUUAUUAUGUUUUUUUCCAAAAAAAGAAGGAUUUAAUCAUUUGUCUGUAGUCGUCGUGAUAGGUUAAGUUUGUCGUAUAAUUAUAAGUAUUGUAUUCCAAAAUUAUGUUACCUAUGUAUUUAAAAAUGUGAACGAAAUAGUGGCGAGACCUCAUUCUUAUAUGAAGUAAAGUCAAUUACAUGCAUGCGUUCUGUAUACAACGCGGAUUCUCCUCUCGUGAAAUAGUGAAUAAUAAAUGUAUUCUGAAGUGUAGAAAUUACAUUUGUACUCCAUUUAGUUUGUUAAGUAAACAGUGAGGUAGUGUCGCUAUUGUGUUUAUUUAGGACUGAGGUUUCUCUUGAUGUAUUCAUAUUUUAUCCAACCUUUGUAUCGUGAAGUCACUUUAAAGUUUAGGUAUCUUCCAGUAUUACGUAUGAAAAGAUGUUUAAAUUUCGAAAAUUAAUAAAAAAAAAACUGCGAAAAUGUUUCAAACUGGACUGCGUUGUGAAAUAAUACAAUUACGAACAAAACAUAUAAUAAUCAAAGUCUUAAAUAAUUUUUAUUUUUUUAUUAUAUCAUAAUGCCAGCAGACAGCAAUGGAAACACCAAUAUCGAUUGUAAUUAAGUGAUAUUUUUAGACUUAUCGAUUUGAUAGUUGUAUUUUUUUAUUUAUUUUAUUUGACAAAUCGCUUCUCGAACGAAGACGCUUUUAUAUAAUAUAGUCAUUUUAAACUAAUUAAUUAUUUUCGAGGCACAUUUUGAUGAGAGUACUCGUUUUAAAAUUAUAUCACAAUCGAUCUCUAAGGUCCAGCGUUCAUUUAGGCGAUUGUCAUGAAUAUCGAUUAAGUAUCGAUUUAGACUCGUUUUAAUCGAUUUUCUGACAUCACUUUUUGAAUGUCUGCUCGAUAUUGUCAUAUCGUGAAUCAAUCCGUGUAACUCCAGUUAUUUUAAUAAGCUUCUUCGUAAGAUACGUCUGUAGUUAGGUACUUAUGUACAAUUAAAUGUUAAUAAAAACUA